CGCGUUUGCCUCGAACUUCACGCCUCUCUUCUCGCUCCCCAAUCCACCACUCUCUCUCGCUCUCUCUCGCUCUCUCUCUCGCUCUUCAGUCUAACAAGGUCAGUCUUUCCAUACUUCUUUUUAUCUCAUCCUUUGUCUAGUGGGUUACAGUCUACAGAACAGAGAUACAUUCAUAAACAUAUAUUUGUGGUGAUCGGUUCAAUAGGUUUAUGUGUGUGAUGUUGAGUUUGGUGAUUCAAACUUGGACUGAAGACUCAUGCGGAUUUUGGGUCACUUUUGUUUGCUACUGAUUGUUUGCUCUGUUGUUGAUUUUUAUAAGAGAUUUUUGGAAUAUAUUUUGGGGUUUCUCUUUAUGGAUUGUGUUUCAUUUUUUACUCGGAACAGUGAUUUUGGAGGUGGGUUUUUCGUAUUUGGGUGUUUUAGGCAGUUGUUCAAUGUGCUUGGUAUUUUUUUGCUAUUCAGUUUAGGAUUUAAGGUACUGCAAUUUGGGUACCAUUUUAAUUUUAAAGGGAAAUCAAGUGAUUUAAGAAAUGGGUUUUGUUCAAAAAUUUGUAUAGAUGAUGGGAAAUGCAAUAACCCAAAGAUUUCACUAUUGGAGACCAUGAUGGGACAAUUGGGGGAAACUCGAGAUGUUGCAAAUGGAAAUGGUGAUGUCAAAGCAAAUAUUGUUUUAAAUGAUUAUUUUGGAGAGAAAUCAGGUGAUUUGAGAAAUGGAUUUUGUUCGAAAAAAUGUGUUAAUAGGAAAUGCAACACAAGGAUUUCACUUUUGGAAAGUUUGGAAAGUGAAUUGGAGGAAACUCCAAAAAUUGCAAAUGGAAAUGGUGAUUUCAAAGCUUCAAAUGAGGAAUAUGGUGAUGACAGUGAUGAACAAGAAUGUCAUGAGGAAGAUGAAGAAGUUGAUGUCAUGGCAUUGAGAAAAUUGGUGAGGAUUGAGAGGCAAAGAGCUAAUGCUGCUUAUUUGGAACUCGAGAAGGAGAGGUUAGCAGCUGCGACUGCUGCUGAGGAGGCAAUGGCAAUGAUUUUAAAACUUCAAAAUGACAAGAGCUUGAUUGAAAUGGAGGCCAAUCAGUACCGGAGAUUGACCGAGGAAAAGCAACUCCGUGAUCAAGAAGUGAUCCAUUCAUUAAGAUGGAUUGUAAUGAAGCACGAAUCAGAGAGGGGUCUUUUGGAAGACCAAUUGAGAUUUUUUAGGCAGAAAUUGAAGCCCUCCGUGGAGGGUUAUGAAGGGGAUCAAUCCGAGGGAAUUCACGAGUCUUUGAGCUUUUUCAACUCAGACAUUGAGGAUAGUCCUGGUGGUGAUGCACUGAUUAGCUCGCUUGAGAUGGAUUUGUCACCAUAUGAAAAUAUGAACUGGGAAGGUGCUAGUAUGAAUUGGUAUUAUGCAUUGCACUUUUCUUCCCAUUUGAUCAAUAUAUCUUGGCUCAGUUAAAUUAUAUGCUCUAGUUUUUGCGGUAUACCCUUAUACUUUUAGCAAGUAGUGUACUCAUUUGGAUCUUGAAUUUAUCAAAGGAAAGGAAAAUAAUAGGGAAAUGGAUUUAACUUCUUUCACUUGAUUCUCUUUUCCUAUCUCUUCCCUUGUCUUUUUCCUCUACAAAUCCAAGAUCCAAACAUGGCAUUGGUGAAGUUUAGUUGAAUAUUCUACUUAUCAAAAAAAAAAAAGUUUAGUUGAAUUUUCUUCAAUUAGAGAGUGCCAGAAAAGGUCUUCUUUUAUAUCCUUUUCUUUCUCCCUCCCCUGGAACUAUUUUCUAGAUUAAAUAUGAAGUUCUUUCCUGUAAAACAAUGGUAGAUUAAAUUUCCCUGCAUUGAUUUGUUUUUUGUACUUUUUCUAAUAUAAAGUAUUUAGACAGAGUGACCACAAGGAAUGUUGUUCCAUUCUUCCUGAAAUUCCACAUGGGUGAAGAAUAAGUACUAAAAUUAUUUUUUUUGUGAGGAGCUCUCUAUUGCACAUCAAGACAAUCGGCCUCAGGUAAUACCAUUGUCUAAACUAUCAGUCUUGGUUCCCUAUGAACUUGCAACCGCACCUUGUUAGGAUCAAAUUCACUUUUGUUGGUGAACUGGCCAUCCCAUACCUUCUGCUUGUCUUAUAUGUGUGGAACCAGGUCUUUUUCAGUUGCAGGCUCCCCCUUGAAUACAUAGGGUAGAUAGGUCUGGGUGGGAAGUGUUCGUAUUGAUUUCGAACGCCCUCUGAACUUUUUGCAUGUUCAGAAACAGUGCUUAGUCCCCAUUCCUGGUAGACUAAUUCAAUAUGUCCCUUGUUUGUUCAUUUUUUUAGUUUGUCGUGUACGUUUAUUUGUCUUACCUAAGAAAGCCUAGCCAUCUAAUAAGUACUAGAGGUCCAUUCAAUGCUCUACUAAGCUUGAUCUCAUUUAAGAAAGAGUAGAGCCAUAACAUAAAUAUUAAAAAUUCAACUUAUAAGGGAAACCUUUCGCAACAAAUGUGGUUGUUGCUUUUGAUCUUCUUGCACUAGACAAUGACACUUCCUUUUAAGAAAUCACCGACAGUUUAUCUCUAGAAAUACUGCAUUUUUACUUAUUCCUAAUCUGCUACAUUACUCCGAAUAAACUCUUCCUAUGAAGUAAUGACAAGUUUUCAUUCUCAUGCUGCACUUGUUUUAUGAGGGAAAAAAUGAAGAGA
Camellia sinensis is the source of this 2634-nucleotide messenger RNA. NCBI's taxonomy places the organism in Eukaryota, Viridiplantae, Streptophyta, Magnoliopsida, Ericales, Theaceae. The record is from RefSeq and is a predicted model, not a curated record.